UUUACUCCCAGAUUUUAAUUCUCUCUCGUCUGAAAGAAUAGAAGAUCUAUAGAUUAGAUUUGAUUUGAUUAUCCACACCUGCAGCUUCGCGAUGGAGGCUUCGGAUCGAAGGACAGUCCAGCUUUUCGUGAGACUCCUCAAUAGUACGGUCCGUACCGUCCAGUUCCCGUCUCCAAGUGUUUACGGGGACGGCUUGAAACAGCGGAUCUUCGAGAUCACCAGAAUUCCCGUUCACGCUCAGCGCCUCGUCUAUGGAAAUCACCAAGUCGAUGAUACCACUGUUAUUUCGCAGUCCGACGGCACGGUCCAUCUUCUGCUGCGUCUGCUGGGAGGCAAGGGAGGGUUUGGGUCGCUUUUGAGGGGCGCGGCUACCAAGGCCGGGCAGAAGAAGACGAACAAUUUCGAUGCCUGUAGAGACAUGAGCGGAAGGAGGUUGAGGCACGUGAAUGCAGAGAAGAGGCUCGAGGAGUGGAAGGCUGAGGAGGAGGAGAGGAGGCUGGAGAAGAUGGCGGAGGAAUUUCUCAAGAAGAAGGCCAAGAAAGGGAAAAGGGGGGCUGGAGAUGGGGAGGCUGAGAAGUACGUGGAGAAGUAUAGGGAACAAUCUGCAAAAUGCGUUGCAGUGGUUGAAGAAUCUGUCAGGGAAGCUUUUGGAAAUGGGAAUGGGAAGCGCAAGGGGAAGUUGAUGGCAGGAGGAGCGGAGGCAAAGAAGUUGAAGAUUUGGAUGGGGAAGAGAAAAUUUGCUGAAAGUGACAGUGAUGACAUGGAUAGUAAUGAUGAUGAUGAUAAUGAAAAUGAGAAAUCUGUUGUUUUAAAUAAUGGGAUUCUUACGGAAUCUAGUCGGGAGGCCGAGGGCAGUUCUGAUUCCGUUACUGGUGGGAAACAGGAUGGAGCAAGGUCAGGUGGAGGCUCUUGUGACAGUUCUGAGGAAGAGAACGAGACGGUUGUGCUGCAAAUAUCUGAAUCUGGUGGAUGCUCUGAUAUAAAAGAUGUUACGUAUGAAGAAAAUGGUGUGGUUCUACCAGAUGUCCAUGGAAAGAAGGCAGUAACCUUCCCUUGUUCUGAAGCAGCUGAUGUUUCUGAUGCUGAAUUAGUGCAGACUGGAGGGCCGAAGUCUAGUGCAUGUGAAUCCAAAAAUAUUGAGAAAGCAGAUUGCCAAACACUAAAGGUUUUAAUUUCAGAGAAUGGAGAAGGUCUUCAAAGCAAACCGAUUGAUGCAGAAGUCAAUGGUUUCAAUGAUUCUGAGUCAGUAGUUCCUGAAGAAACAGCUGCUGCACAAUCAGAAGCGCCACUAAAUUUUGACAAGUUCAAUUCAGCGGCAGAAAUGGAGGCCUUGGGCAUGGAAAGGUUGAAGUUGGAACUUCAGGGCCAUGGGCUAAAAUGUGGGGGUACUUUGCAAGAGCGUGCUGCUCGGCUUUUCUUGCUGAAAUCUACUCCAAUUGAGAAGCUUCCAAAGAAGCUACUCGCUAAGAAAUGAGAGUGUAAGUGUACCAGUUUCAUUUGACUUUCUUUUGUUAGAAAGGAAUAUGUUUCAUCAUAAAGGAACGCAGACAAGAGGAAAUUGUAUGCUUUUUAUAAACUGUCUGUAUAUACUGUAGUUUGUGUUUGCCAUGAUAGUAAUGCCAGUAAGUGCUGGGCAUAGACUUAAAUAAUCAAACAUAUAUAUAUAUCAAUAAGCCGCUUGCAAUGUGCAAUAGAUGCUCUUUCUUCUC
Molecule: messenger RNA, 1709 nt
Organism: Tripterygium wilfordii
Lineage: Eukaryota; Viridiplantae; Streptophyta; Magnoliopsida; Celastrales; Celastraceae
Product: replication stress response regulator SDE2-like
Exons: 3
Coding region: 92-1474 (460 amino acids)
Cellular component (GO): nucleus
Source: RefSeq, a predicted model, not a curated record